Cyprinodon tularosa is the source of this 1425-nucleotide messenger RNA. Its product is annotated as protein-lysine 6-oxidase-like. The transcript has 7 exons. Bases 66 to 1184 code for a protein of 372 amino acids. The record is from RefSeq and is a predicted model, not a curated record. Gene Ontology annotation, biological process: peptidyl-lysine oxidation. Lineage: Eukaryota; Metazoa; Chordata; Actinopteri; Cyprinodontiformes; Cyprinodontidae. Gene Ontology annotation, molecular function: protein-lysine 6-oxidase activity; copper ion binding.
UCCUCCCUCCAUCAGAGGUUGGUGCCUGAGCUCCAAACUCCUCAGACCUCCUGGUUUCCUCCACCAUGCAGCUGCGCUCCUUCGCUCGCCUGGCGCUCUUCUCCUUUGCGCAUCUUUGGUUCCUGGAGGCCGUUUGCGCUCAGGAGGCUGCGGAGUCCGAUGCGCUCCGGAGGGGGUUGACAUGGCAACACAACGGGCAGGUCUUCAGCAUCCUGAGCCGCGGCGCUCAGUACAGACCCAGCGGGAGGAGGCAGACCGGCUCCCCCCGCAGCACCGACCCGGUUCUGGUGAUCAGCAGCUCCAAUGACACGGGCGCGGACGCCGCGUCCUCCCCGCGGGUCCCCGCCGCCAGCGGCUCCAGGCAGCUCCGCGCCAUGACGCGUCAGCAGGCGCGCGCUGCUGGAGGAGAGUCAGCCCCGGUGAACAGGGAGGACAUGAUGGUGGGAGAUGAUCCCUACAACCCCUACAAGCGGCACGGCUAUGACCCCUACUACAACUACUUUGACACCUACCAGAGACCCAGACCCAGGGUUCGGCCCGGAUACGGAACCCAGUACCACCAGAACGGUCUUCCUGAUCUGGUUCCUGAUCCCUUUUACAUCCAGAUGGCCUCGUAUGUCCAGAGGAUGCCCAUGUAUAACCUGCGCUGUGCGGCGGAGGAGAACUGCCUCGGCUCCUCCGCUCGCUACGCUCAGGAUUAUGACACCAGGGUUCUGUUGAGGUUCACUCAGAGGGUGAAGAAUCAGGGAACCGCCGACUUCCUGCCAAGCAGACCCCGAUAUGCCUGGGAGUGGCACAGCUGUCACAACCACUUUCACAGCAUGGAUGAGUUCAGCCUGUACGAGCUGCUGGACGCCCGCACCCAAAGCGCCGUGGCAGAGGGCCACAAGGCCAGCUUCUGUUUGGAGGACACUUCCUGCGACCCGGGAUACUACCGCCGCUACGCCUGCACCUCACACACUCAGGGUUUGAGUCCCGGAUGUUACGACACCUACAACGCUGACAUCGACUGUCAGUGGAUCGACAUCACCGACGUCCAGCCUGGAAAAUACAUCCUCAAGGUGACGGUUAAUCCCAGGCAGCAGGUUCCAGAGUCCAACUAUAACAACAACGUGGCUCGGUGUGACGUUCAGUACACGGGCAACGCUGCUCACAUCUCUGGAUGCACGCUGGCAGGGUACUGAGGAGAAUCUAGAAUCCAGCCUGAAGACGAAGUAAGAGAUCGAAUUAAUCAAGUUAAAGUUGGACUUUGUUAAUAUUUGACCCAAAUCAUCCCUUAUAAGCAAAAACACCUGAAGCCGAGCAGGAAGGAUCCCACAGCAGAAAAUCCGCUUCUACUGGUUCUGGUUCUUCAUGUGUACUGUAUCACCUCACAGCUGGAGUUACUGCUUUCCUGCUACUUCUUCUUCAUUUACAGCCUUUAUU